UCUCAUCCCGGCGCGCCAAGCGAAAAAAUAUCUAAAUUCCUGGAUAACAAAAUAAAAGACAGAACAGAAGAGGUUCUGAAAGACUGAAACUUUCAUUCAGUUCGUCUAUCCAAUCCAAUCUGUUAUAGUUCCACUUUCUCCCACACUACACAUUAACCCAUUGGGCUCGACUCAAAUGAUAAAUGUUGCAUUUUACAAUUGCAAGAGACCCUGAGCUGAACAACACAUGUCUGUCCCUGUCUCUGUUUCUGUCUCUGGUUCAGGGUUACUUAGUUUUCCUUCAAUUCAGCGACCACAUUCCAACCCUCCACCCAAACACGCCGUACUUCCUUCCACUUCCCGUGAACCCGACACUGAUACUAAAUACUUGUGUCUAUUGAGCCCAUUUCAAAUCAUAGCUAGCCAAGAGCUACCUUACCAAACUUUCCCUUUCCGAGGCUUAGGUCACCGACUCACCGGACAGCACCGCACCGUUGUCGGAUGGAUUGCAAGUACCUAAUCUGAUCGUCGCCUAUUGAAUUUCAAUCCGAAGCAAUUCAUUUCAGAUAAUUGGUUCGUCCCCUUCGAGUUUCAGAUUUGGAUUAAGGGCGGCCACACAGGAUGGAUAGGGAUGUUGGUUUCCAUGACUGAGGUGGGAGAGAAGCAAAUAUUGAUUGAUUGAUUCCUUAGUGGUGCAAAGCAAACUUUAAAGAGAUCGUGGGAAAUGGUGAGCUUAAGCCUGUGUCUUCCGUCGUCAAUUUAUCUUCAGGCUAAGGAUUUGAAGUUUGAGAGUCUCCGCAAAGCCAUCUCCAGGCUUGACCUAACAACGACAUCUCCGCUCAUAAAGUCUUCCCUUCUCCUCAAAGCCUGCAUCAGGUCUGGUAACUUGGAGCUGGGCAAACUCCUUCACCACAAGUUGAUUGACUCCGGACUCCCCCUCGACUCCGUUCUUCUCAACUCCCUCAUUACCCUCUACUCCAAAUGCGGGGAUUGGGAGAACGCACUUUCAAUAUUCCGCAACAUGGGCCAUCAUAAGAGAGACUUGGUCUCCUGGUCUGCUAUCAUCUCCUGUUUCGCCAAUAAUUCCAUGGAGUCCCGAGCCCUUCUCACCUUUCUCCACAUGCUCCAAUGCUCAAGGAAUAUCAUUUAUCCCAAUGAAUAUUGCUUUACGGCCUUACUUCGAUCUUGUUCUAAUCCUCUAUUCUUUACUACUGGCCUUGCAAUCUUUGCCUUUCUCUUAAAGACCGGAUACUUUGAUUCUCAUGUCUGUGUUGGCUGUGCAUUAAUCGAUAUGUUUACCAAGGGCGGCCUAGAUAUCCAAUCAGCACGCAUGGUGUUUGAUAAAAUGCAGCACAAAAAUCUUGUUACUUGGACUUUGAUGAUUACCAGAUAUUCGCAAUUGGGCCUGCUGGAUGAUGCUGUUGAUUUAUUCUGCCGUAUGUUAGUAAGUGAGUAUACACCUGAUAAGUUUACUCUGACAAGUCUCUUAUCGGCUUGCGUUGAGUUGGAAUUCUUCUCACUUGGGAAGCAAUUACAUUCUUGGGUUAUCAGGUCUGGAUUGGCUUCAGAUGUGUUUGUCGGUUGUACUCUGGUGGACAUGUAUGCAAAAUCUGCAGCAGUAGAAAACUCUAGGAAAAUAUUUAAUACCAUGCUGCAUCAUAAUGUUAUGUCUUGGACUGCUCUCAUCUCUGGAUAUGUGCAAAGCAGACAAGAACAGGAAGCCAUCAAAUUGUUUUGUAACAUGCUUCAUGGUCAUGUUACACCAAAUUGCUUCACAUUCUCCAGCGUCCUCAAGGCUUGUGCAAGUCUUCCUGAUUUUGGCAUCGGCAAACAACUUCAUGGCCAGACAAUUAAGCUAGGACUUUCCACUAUUAAUUGUGUGGGGAAUUCUCUUAUUAACAUGUAUGCAAGGUCUGGAACUAUGGAAUGUGCUCGAAAAGCUUUCAACAUCUUAUUUGAGAAGAAUUUGAUUUCGUACAAUACAGCAGCUGAUGCAAAUGCGAAAGCCUUGGAUUCUGAUGAAUCCUUUAACCAUGAAGUUGAGCACACUGGUGUUGGAGCUAGUCCUUUUACAUAUGCAUGCCUCUUAAGUGGCGCUGCUUGUAUAGGCACAAUUGUUAAGGGUGAGCAAAUCCAUGCCCUCAUUGUGAAGUCGGGGUUUGGAACCAAUCUAUGCAUUAAUAAUGCUUUAAUCUCUAUGUAUUCCAAGUGUGGAAACAAAGAAGCUGCUUUGCAGGUCUUUAAUGACAUGGGGUAUCGCAAUGUCAUAACUUGGACAUCUAUUAUAAGUGGUUUUGCAAAACAUGGAUUUGCUACAAAAGCCUUAGAAUUGUUCUAUGAAAUGCUUGAAAUAGGUGUAAAGCCUAAUGAGGUCACUUAUAUUGCCGUUUUAUCAGCCUGCAGUCACGUUGGUUUGAUUGAUGAGGCAUGGAAACACUUCAAUUCCAUGCAUUAUAACCAUAGUAUCAGUCCAAGGAUGGAACAUUAUGCAUGUAUGGUUGAUUUGCUUGGUCGAUCUGGAUUGCUUUUAGAAGCCAUUGAAUUUAUUAACUCGAUGCCUUUUGAUGCUGAUGCAUUGGUGUGGCGUACCUUUCUUGGUUCUUGUCGGGUUCAUCGUAACACCAAGCUUGGGGAGCAUGCUGCAAAAAAGAUUCUUGAGAGGGAACCUCAUGAUCCAGCUACCUAUAUAUUAUUGUCAAACUUGUAUGCGUCAGAAGGGAGGUGGGAUGAUGUGGCAGCCUUAAGAAAAAGCAUGAAACAGAAAAAAUUAAUAAAAGAAACAGGUUAUAGCUGGAUUGAAGUUGACAAUCAGGUGCACAAAUUCCAUGUAGGGGAUACUUCACACCCCCAGGCUCGAAAGAUAUAUGAUGAACUUGAUGAAUUGGCUUUAAAAAUAAAGAACUUGGGUUAUAUCCCAAAUACAGAUUUUGUUCUUCAUGAUGUGGAGGAUGAACAGAAGGAACAGUAUCUGUUCCAACACAGUGAAAAAAUUGCAGUGGCAUAUGCUCUUAUUAGUACCCCGAAACCAAAACCUAUUAGAGUAUUUAAGAAUCUUCGGGUUUGUGGGGACUGCCAUACGGCAAUAAAGUAUAUAUCAAUAGUCACUGGAAGAGAGAUUGUGGUGAGAGAUGCAAACCGAUUUCAUCAUAUCAAGGAUGGGAAAUGCUCUUGCAAUGAUUAUUGGUAAAUGAUAAUCCAUAUCCAUCCAAUUGAGUUUAGACAUCUUCGCCUCAUGUACUGUAAAUUUUGAAGGGUUAUUUAAAUUCCUUGUGCAAGAGUUAUGCACUUUUUGGCUGCUCACACUAUGCAGAGAUUAUGAACACGGAAACUCUUCGAACCACUAGCUAAUUGCUAAUGGUUGACAAGCAUUUGUAUAUCCAUCUGUCUUUUGAAUGAUGGGGCUCGAUGUUACCGUAUACUGUACACCAUUUUCUUGUUUACCGUGGAGGUUAUUCCACAUAUUGUGCUAAAGUAGCAAUGUCAAGCCUUGAGAGAUGACAACAGACAAGGCGGGUCCAACCAACGGUUUUUUUACAGGUUGGGUUACAUGUAGUAACCCAUCAAAUUAACCCACCUAAAUUUGCUCUGCAUGUGAUGAGUUGACACAUUGGGUUAAUUCCCUUUAUGUUCUCUAAAAUUCUUAAUAUUCAUUAUGUUCAAUUUCUACUUCUGUUUA
Messenger RNA from Glycine soja, 3655 nucleotides. Its product is annotated as pentatricopeptide repeat-containing protein At3g49170, chloroplastic-like. Gene Ontology annotation, molecular function: zinc ion binding; RNA binding; protein binding. The record is from RefSeq and is a predicted model, not a curated record. Bases 704 to 3166 code for a protein of 820 amino acids. Gene Ontology annotation, biological process: RNA modification. Lineage: Eukaryota; Viridiplantae; Streptophyta; Magnoliopsida; Fabales; Fabaceae. The transcript is spliced from 2 exons.